AUAACAGCAAGUGGGCUUGUUGUGCCCGUGGCCGUUCCUCCACCUUCAGUUGUUGGAAUGCAUCUUCCCCCUCCACCUAUCCCACCCGUUCCGGGAACUGAUGCUAAGGUUGUUGCUCCUCCUACAACAACAGUUGUUGUUCCACCGCUGAGCAGUAUACCAGUACCUCCUCCUCUGCCACCUCUUCCUCCUCCCCCUUUUGAAGUUGCCCCACCUCCACCACUUCUUCCUCCUGAAUCUUUGACGAUACCUGAAAAAGCAUCGCUUAUCAGCGCUGAUCCUGCAGUGCCAUCCGGAUCAGGGUGUACACAUACCAACUCUGCAAGCCAAGUUCGUGGUUCAGCACUACCAAUGCCGAAUGUUUCAAUGAUCAAGAAACGAGGUUUUGAUCGUCCAACAGUCCUUAACAAAAUUAGAAGAGAUAUUGAUUUGUCUAUGGAAUGGGGCAGUGGUUUUGUUGAAAAGUACGAAAUAUUGUAUCAAGUCGGUGAAGGUACUUACGGGCAAGUGUAUAAAGCAAGAGAUAAAAUUACAGGUGAACAAGUCGCAUUGAAAAAAGUGAGACUUGAAAAUGAGAAGGAGGGGUUUCCAAUUACCGCUGUUCGUGAAAUUAAAAUUUUGCGGCAACUCAACCAUCCAAACGUCGUCAAAUUGAUUGACAUUGUUACAGACAAAUUGUCUGCUGCUGAUAUGCGCACGGAAAGAGCAAAUUUUUAUUUGGUAUUCGAAUAUGUGGACCACGAUCUAAUGGGGUUGCUUGAGGCAUCACAUCUUAUCAACUUUCAUAAUGAUCAGAUUCGUAACCUAUUUAAGCAGUUGAUUUUAGGCCUUGAGUAUUGUCAUUCUGCCGGAUUUUUGCACCGUGAUAUUAAAUGCAGUAACAUUCUACUAAAUAACAGAGGCGAGAUAAAGAUAGCAGAUUUCGGUCUUGCUCGAUAUUACUCAUCAGAUCAGGAAAGGUUGUAUACAAAUCGAGUUAUCACGCUGUGGUAUCGACCACCAGAGCUGUUGCUUGGGGAUGAGCAUUAUGGCCCAGCAAUUGAUGUCUGGAGUAUUGGGCAAGUCGUUUUUGUCCUAACGCUUAUCAUUCUUAUCGUUGUAUGCAUACUUGGAGAGUUUUUUACGAGGAAACCACUAUUUCAAGGAAAUAACGAGGCUGCGCAGUUGGACCUCAUCUCCAAGGUGUGUGGCUCUCCUAGUGUAGCUAACUGGCCGGAUGUUGAAAAGAUGCCUCUUUUCAAUACUUUGCGAAGUAAAAAACAGUAUGUGAGAUGCUUACGAGAAGAGUUUGCCCAGUUAGUGCCAUCAGGUGCUAUUGAUCUCAUGGAUAAGAUGCUUCUGCUUGACCCAAAGAGGAGAAUUUCGGCGAAAGAUGCUAUAAACCAUUUUUGGAUUAAAAAUUUCGACUAUUCUACUGUGCCUCCUUUGAGGUUACCUCAACAUCAGGACUGCCAUGAGUUGUGGAGCAAGAAACAACGAAAAGAAAGACGAUCAAUUAAUCCUAGAGUGACAUCUCAGCAAACUGAAGGGCAUGAUCCAGAAUUACCUAGCUAUCUCUCCGCACCAAGUUCUACGGGUCAACCACUGCAGUUUGAGAGAAGACGAAAUUCGCCAGCUAAUGGAUACACGUCUACUUCGAUCAAUCCCACGAAGCUAGAUGGUAACUACUGUUUCUACCUCUUUGAGGAAAAUUUGGCUAUUUCUCACAUUGAGUCAUCUAUUUCAUUUUAG
Angiostrongylus costaricensis is the source of this 1731-nucleotide messenger RNA. The record is from the annotation of a GenBank genome assembly. NCBI's taxonomy places the organism in Eukaryota, Metazoa, Nematoda, Chromadorea, Rhabditida, Metastrongylidae.